Serinus canaria (Common canary) is the source of this 532-nucleotide messenger RNA. It is a transcript of the gene NMS, whose product is annotated as neuromedin S. The record is from RefSeq and is a predicted model, not a curated record. The coding region runs from base 119 to 454 and encodes 111 amino acids. Lineage: Eukaryota; Metazoa; Chordata; Aves; Passeriformes; Fringillidae. The transcript is spliced from 6 exons.
ACGGACUGGCAAUACCGUAUUAAAUACCUUAUUAAAUACCUUUAAAUACCCUGGGGGUUGGUAAAGAGAGGACGGAGGCUGGCGCCCUUCGCCGCCCGCAGCGGCAGGUAGAACAGGCAUGGGCAGGGGUGUGGAGUGCAGCAUGGGGCAGAAUAGGACACCCAAAGACAGACGGGCUAAUAACAAACCAGCCCCGACUUCCCGAGCGAAAACACAGGUCCGAAGAUCUCCAGCACUGUUUUGGAUCUCUGUUAUUCCAUAUUCAACAGCAUGCAUAAAAAUGAGGAAUCACAGAUUGCUUCUGCAAAGUUUACAAAGAAGGACAGUCAUGGAACUCUGGGGCGGCCUUUCUUCCUUUUCAGGCCUCGAAAUGGAAGAACUAUUGAAGGCAGUGAAUAUCGUGGAAUGUGAAGUUCAUGGAUUCAUUUACCAGCUCGAUGACUUGGUUACAUAAAGGAAAGAGACUUCCCAUUGCACUGGUUGUCUAUUAUGUGACUCAGUUGUCUGAAAUUUGCUGUUCCAUGUAAUAAAU